Molecule: messenger RNA, 384 nt
Organism: Coprinopsis cinerea okayama7#130
Lineage: Eukaryota; Fungi; Basidiomycota; Agaricomycetes; Agaricales; Psathyrellaceae
Exons: 2
Coding region: 1-384 (127 amino acids)
Source: RefSeq, a predicted model, not a curated record
AUGCUCGCCCCUCUCCUCGAAUCCAUCAAAGACUUCUUCGUAACAGGGAUCUACUCCCUCUUAAUCGUAAUCGCAAUCCUCCGGGCAUCCCUAACGCGACUCCUGCUCGAUCUCAAGGCAAAAGGAUGGCUCACUUACCUCCGCUAUCUGCCUCCUGCGCGCAUUUGGCUGUUGGGAAGCGCCUUCCUGCUGGCGAUCCAGAUGAGAAGACGGUUCAUUAAACAACGGAGGCCGGAGGGUGCCCCAGUGCCAUCAUCCGACGACGCUCGUCUAGCGGACCCCGAGCAUGCCCUGGCCAGUGGCUCGGCAAAGAAUUCGACCAGAACAAAUUCAAACCAAGACGUAUUGAUUGAUGUGAUCCCAGUGCAACGAAAGAGAACGUGA